Messenger RNA from Vespula pensylvanica (western yellowjacket), 8079 nucleotides. It is a transcript of the gene Fak, whose product is annotated as focal adhesion kinase 1. NCBI's taxonomy places the organism in Eukaryota, Metazoa, Arthropoda, Insecta, Hymenoptera, Vespidae. The transcript is spliced from 24 exons. Gene Ontology annotation, cellular component: cytoskeleton; focal adhesion. The record is from RefSeq and is a predicted model, not a curated record. Bases 1104 to 6413 code for a protein of 1769 amino acids. Gene Ontology annotation, molecular function: protein tyrosine kinase activity; ATP binding. Gene Ontology annotation, biological process: signal complex assembly; protein phosphorylation.
UCUCUCUCUCUCUCUCUCUCUCUCUCUCUCUCUCUCUCUUUCUGUAUCUCUUUUUCUUUUUCUCUGUGUCUAUAUCGAAACGAUACCUUACACGUACGGGAAGAACAAAAGUGAUGAAAAAUUUGUCGUGAAUCGAUUUUAAACAGAUAUUGAUUAUUGACAAACAGUGGUGAACGAACAAUCUCAAAGUGUAAUUAAUAUAGGUGAAUAUAAAAUGUUUUUCAUCGUGGUCCUUUCAACUUUUUGUUUAUAAAAAGUUGAAAAAGAUAAGAAAGAAAGGAUAGGAAAAGAAGAGGAAAGGAUCGGUGAACAUUGAUGAAAAUUCUUUUGAGAAUAUAUGAUUAAGAAAUAAGAUAGAGGAAAACGAUCGUUGGAGUUUCGGGAGGUUCUUAAUAAGCGUGUGGAUAGACAUGACGAAGAAUUAAUGGUGUUACCCUGAUGACGUACGUAUAGUCUCAUAGAAGCGUAGAAGAGUAAGAAGGAGAAGUUCGUGAUUGGUGCAGCUUAGCCCUACGGAUUGCUCCGAAAAUAAUCGUCGUAUUUUUACCAUCGUUUUUAUAUCCACUUGGGUCAACCGACAUAUCGUUAAUCUUUAUUAGAAGAAACGUUUCAAUAAGAGAAGACUGCGAAUGUGAAAGACUGAUUUUAAAAAAGUGAUCGUUCCAUCCAUGACCGUCUAAAAAUUUCUAGUAAUAAUCUAGAAUCGUUUACACUUUGCCGUCUAAAUCGUUGAAGAGAGACAAAUAAUCACGAUUUGGAAAUACGAUCCUAACAAAAUCAUUUAGAUCGUACAAAAUCAUUCGAAUAACACGAAAAUUUCUUUGAUCUGUGUGCCUGUAUUUCAAAUAACCGUCCUAUCGAUUGAUAAGAAUUUGUUUGAAAGACAAAAAGAUAAGUGAUAUAAAAGGAUCAAAAGACUGAAUAAGAAAAAAGGAAUUGUCGAAAGAAUCGUUCGUAAAGAAAAAAAGAAAAAAAAAAUUCUUUGAUAUAAUUAUUCGUGAUAACAGUGCUGUGCUACUACUACUACUACUACUACUGAAGACACGGUGAUAAGUGGUGGGUGAUGAUAAGUGACCCACCGUUUCGAAUGAAGUGGUUUUAGGAUGAUGGUGGAGCGUGUCGAGGAUCACCUCUUCAUGUAUCGACGCCCCGUCUACCGGGUCUUCCAGUACCUCGAAACCACCGACCAUGAGGGGAUGAGCACUGGGACAGGAGAUGGAGGUGGAAGCGGAGGUGGUGGUGUACAGGGUGGUGGAGGUGGAAGAAAUACACCACCUCAUGGAUCGCCCACCCCCAUGGACAAGGCGACCUUGAAGGUCCAUUUACCCAACGGUGGCUUUAAUGUUGUCAAAUUCGGUGAUGCUAUCGACGUCAAAGGGAUCAUCUCGUUGGUAACAAGUCGACUCGCCGUUGGUACCAGACAUUAUCGAAAUCUCUAUGCGAUGAGAUUGCAUCAUCCAGGAUCUGGUGAGAGUUACUGGUUGCAUCAAGAUACCACAAUGUAUCAGGUUCAAGAAAAGUAUGAAAAGAAACAUCCUCAUUGCGAGUGGAGGUACGAACUCAGAGUACGAUAUCUACCCCAAAAUCUGAACGAUCUCUACGAGAAAGACAAAGUUACAUUUUACUAUUAUUAUGAUCAGGUACGAAACGACUACCUGUAUGCAAAUCAUGCUGCACUGGAUCAAGACGUAGCCGUUCAAUUAUGUUGCUUAGAGAUACGUUAUUUCUUCAAAGACAUGCCACAAAUGGCUCUCGACAAGAAAAGCAACUUGGAAUAUUUAGAACGAGAGGUUGGCUUACACAAGUUUCUUCCACGGUCCGUGUUAAACGGAAUGAAGCCAAAGGCACUUCGAAAGCUGAUACAGCAACAUUUCAAGAAAGUAGCUGCUCUUUCGGAGUUAGAAUGCAUGUUCAAGUUUUUUGAUUUGCUUCGGGCACAUUAUAGGUUCGACCAGGAAAGAUUCAUUUGUGCAUUGGGGUCAAGCUGGUCCAUUCCUGUUGAACUAGUCAUCGGUCCCGAUCUCGGCAUAUCUUAUAUGGCUCAUCGAGGUGGAACGGUGCCGACUAGAAUGGCGGAGUUCUCACAAAUACAAUCAAUUCAAACGCUGGUUUCUGACUGCAAAGAACAUGCCAAAGCAUGUAUCAAAUUAAGAGUCGCUGGAGCAGCUGAGACGCUGAGCAUAACUUGCUCGAGUUUGGACCAAGCGGAGAGUCUUGCUGAUUUGAUAGACGGUUAUUGUAGACUAGUGACUGGCAGUAAUACUUCGUUAUGGAAUAGAAAAGCUGCAUCGUGGAAAAAUUAUCCCUGUCCAUGCAAAGAUGCACAUCCUCCAAAAUAUAGACAAGAUGGUUUCAAUAGUCCUGAAAAAAAUGUGAGCAAAACAGGAACGAUUCUGUCUGAAGAUUAUGCAGAGAUCGUAGACGAGGAAGGAGAUUAUUCGACUCCAGCUACACGUGAUUAUGAAAUAGUCCGUAAUCAAGUAGAACUGGGUGAGAUUAUUGGAGAAGGUCAAUUUGGUAAUGUUCACAAGGGAUCGUAUAAAGGUAGAGACGGACAAACUAUAGCUGUUGCUGUGAAAACGUGUAAAGUUGACGCGGACCUUGCUACUGCUGAAAAAUUCCUCGAAGAAGCAUACAUCAUGCAACAGUUUGAACACCCUCAUAUAAUUAGACUCAUUGGAGUAUGUUCCGAAGCGCCGAUCUGGUUGGUCAUGGAAUUGGCAAGACUUGGAGAGAUGCGUGCAUAUCUUCAAUCUAACAAACAUCGAUUAGAUCUUGCGACUCUUUUACUCUACACAUUCCAACUUAGUACCGCUUUAUCGUACCUCGAGAGUAAAAAAUUUGUGCACAGAGAUAUCGCAGCUAGAAAUGUAUUAGUUUCUUCGCAUAAUUGCGUCAAGUUAGCAGACUUCGGACUGAGUCGAUGGGUGGAGGAUCAAAGUUAUUACACCGCAAGCAAAUGUAAAUUACCGAUCAAGUGGAUGGCUCCGGAGAGUAUAAACUUUCGAAGAUUUACUACUUCGUCCGACGUUUGGAUGUUCGGUGUUUGUAUGUGGGAGAUACUGAUGUUAGGUGUGAAACCAUUCCAAGGUGUAAAAAAUAACGAAGUCAUUCGUAAGUUAGAAAAUGGUGAAAGACUAGCGCUUCCUAAUCACUGCCCACCACGUUUGUAUUCCUUGAUGUCUCAAUGUUGGAGUUACGAACCUAGCAAAAGACCAACGUUCAAAGAGAUUAGAGAAACGUUACAUGAAAUUUUGUUAGAAGAGAAGCACCAACAACAGGAGACAAUGAGACGAGAAAAUAGAAGAGUUCAAGCCAUGUCUUGGGGUGCAGACGAAGUUCCACCGCCGAAACCUUCCAGACAGCCACAAAAUACAGCAGCAGACCCAGCACAAUUAACAGCAGCUGCGCCUGUCUCUACGUAUAUCGUAGCACAGAGCCCGGAAGUUCUUGCUCAACUUCUUAAGGAUAAUCAAACUAGGGGGGUAUGUCCCUCUGUCUACACUACUCCUGCCUCUCCAUUUAACACACUCGCUGUACAAUUUCAAGACGAAGAUCAAGUCUUGACUACUGCCGUUGUCUCAGAUUUACCCUUUUUCGAUCCGGCGAUCUCCGAGCCUACUGCUUCUCACGACACACAAUCAGGAGAUUCAACUUUGUCCGACACUAAUUUAGAUUCUCUAGAUUCCUCAGACACCGUGUCUCCCCUCAUGUCGAGUCUCAAUAUCUCAGACACAGCUCAGACACAAUCACCAGCUGCCGGUAGAAAACAACAAAAGGUUAAAGAGAUGCAAAACUUAUACGCAGUAAGCUCCAAAGUUGUCGGUAAUAUCACGGGAGAUUUAUAUUCGCCCGUGCAGAAAUUUUCAACAUCCAAUCCGAUACCCAUUACGACUACUGCUUGUGGUGAAAUUUACGGUCCCGUUGCUAAUUUUACACAAAGUUCGGCUAUCGUAGGUAAUCUCAGUCAAAGUCCUAGCGUAGGUGGUAACUUUGGUGAAAAUCCAGGCAAUUUUGGCCCUAGCAGCUUAAAUAAUCAAACUCAAUUUGUGAGUGGCACGCAUGUUCAAUCACCUAAUAUUGGUCAACACUCCACUAAUAUCACCAGCCAAGCAUAUGCUAGUGGUCAACAACCCACAAUUGCUAGUAGUUCGUCUACUUCAAAUGCUAUUACCGCUGCAGGAUCUCCUCGUAUUAAUACAGUUAACGUUCCAAUAUCUACUGCCAAUGCGGAAUGUUUGUAUGGCCCUGUUUUAAAAUUUCGAGCACAAAGUGCUCAGAGUCAAAGUGGUGGGGACAUGACAUGCGUUAGUUCAGCUACAUCAUUUGUUCCAAGUGGAAGAAGUCAAUUGGUUUAUAGUCCAACGCCAAUUCAAAACUUGCAAUCUCAACCACUUUAUCCUCAAAACUAUCAACAUCAACAAAUAUAUUCUAACGUUAAUCAAGUGGGACAACAACACAUAUACAUUCCACGAACGCAACAAACACAAAAUAUCCAACGACAAACUCCUUUACAACCACAGUCUCUCUCUUACACAUCAUCGCAACAUACGAUGCAACAAAGUCAAACAAGUAGUGCCAAUCCAAUAUAUACAGCCCAUGCCACGUCUGUUACGGUUGUUCAAGCACAAAAAGUGCAAAUGCCAAAUUAUAUACCGCAAGUGCAAAGUGGAAUGGCGAACAGCCAAUCGCCUGCAUCAUUGAACGUUACCGGAAACCAGCAUCAAUCGUUUGGAGUAACACAAGCUCAUGGUAUUCAAGCUCGUAUUGCUGCACCAGGUGUUAUGAUUCAACAAAGUAGCCAACAGCACGCUCAACCACAUGUUCCUAAUUUCAUCUUAGGUCAACAUUCUGGUUAUAUCGCUCCUACGGAACAAACGCAAGUUCAGUACAGUGCUACAGGUUUCUCGACACAGCAACAAGUGAUAAAUGCGGUUGGUGUUAAACAACAAGUAGUUCAAGUGGCACCAACGGUUGUUAAACCAUGUGCACCUCAAGUAGCAACUGGCAUAGCGAAAAUCACUACGUUCGUAACAUCGAAACAAGAUGAACCAUUGACAAGUUCUACCGACGGUACUCUAUCUGGAUCACUUAUAUCUUCUGCUGUCAGCGACAGCACCAUGUCAUCUAGCAGCUCGAUGACAGAGGAGGCACAGCAAGAUCAGAGAGGUGCACAGUCCCAAAUAUUUGACAGUGGUGCCGAUAGUUUCACUGGUAUAGAUGACGAACAAAAGUUAUUAGAACAACGACUUUUGGAACAGCAACGGCAAUCAGAAGAAGAUAGUCGUUGGCUUGCGAGAGAGGAGAAACGUUUGUCGAUCGCAACAAGUGGAGAUGAAAGUGCUAGUCCACCAAUUCCUCGUUCAGCCACGCAAUCACCAAAUCAUGAGCCUCAUACCGCAAACACAGGUUCUCUUGGUUCAGACAAAGGACCCGAGAAAGAGAAGGAAAAAGUAAUAGUCGUAAAGAAAAUGGAACCAACACCGACAGCAGAUUUGGACAGAACUAAUGAUAAAGUAUAUGAUUGUACUACCAGCGUAGUUCGGGCAGUUAUGUCUCUGUCGCAAGGCGUGCAACAGAGUAAAGCCGAUCAGUAUUUAGAAUUGGUAAGAAGAGUAGGCAUCGAAUUGAGAGCUUUACUGUCCUCCGUUGAUGCUCUUGUAGAAAUCUUACCUAUAUCUGCACACAGAGAAGUAGAGAUGGCACAUAAGGUUUUAAGUAAGGAUAUGGCUGAGCUUGUAACGGCUAUGAAAUUGGCACAAAAUUACAGUGCUACCACGUUAGAUGCAGAAUAUCGAAAGGGAAUGCUUUCUGCGGCUCAUAUUUUAGCAAUGGAUGCAAAGAACCUCUUAGACGUAAUCGACUCUAUUCGUAUUCGAUAUCCAUACGUGGAUAAUCAAAUUUGUCAAAGACAAAAUGAUAAGAAUACGUCGCGAGACUCAACGCCGGAACAUUGCAUUCGAUCGAGCCAAUCUGGUGAACAUUUUUUGAGAAGAAGCCAGUCGAGUGAAAGGCAAACAACAACGUUCAGACAAAGCCAAAGCGGAGAUCUUCUACAUCGGAUGGGUCAAUCGGUUGAUCGUUCUUUGCAGGGAAGUCAAACUGAUGUUAGCGGUGGAACCAGUUUAGAGAGGAGGCAUCACAUUGUAACGAAUAGUCUUGAACGUAAUUCAACAAGUAGAAGACAAAUGGCAACCAAUAGCUUAGAAAGAAAAAGGCCGUCAUUAUCUUGUAAUAUGGGUCCUAUGAAUAAUUCCGUUAAUCUCCCACCGAUUGUACCAGUAACAUGCAAUUUGGUUCAGACAGUGGGACCUGUUAUUCAUCCGAGUCAGUCAGUCGCGAUGGGUGUUAGUCAACAGUCAGUAUUCACUGCUAAUAAAUCUUCGAAUGAAACACCUACCAGUGACAGCUAACAAGAUGCCUUUCAUUGAGGGAUACUUUGGAAUACUACUUAGAUCGUAUGUAAAUAGACGAUAAUGUAUGAGUUACCUGUGUAUGUCCCACGAAUAUAUCGACAACAGGACAUCUAGUAUUCGUGCUUUUUAGCUCUUUUUAAUAUUUAUAUAUACAGACACUUUGUCCAGGCGUACUUAUAGAUAGGACAGUAUUCACCAGAUAUAGAAGUAGUAAACUAGAUAAUUUAAGUCACAACUAUAAAGAAUCAACUCCAAAGUUUUAGAAUUAAAGUUACUAUUUGUUAUGGCAAAUACGUGUAUGUAUGGGGUGAUGCAAAAGACGCGUGUGCUCAAUUAAGACUGCAAUUAUGCGACAACGCAUAGAGACACCCAUGUAGCAAAUAUAUCUGAUAUGCUUUUUACAGUUUCUUCUAAAGCUUGACGAAAACCAAACAUAAGUGUUCAAAUAAUGUUGCAACAUUGUUAUUUGCAUGGCUCAUAGUUCAGGAAAUUGUUUCUCUUAUUGCAUCACCUCAUAAGUAGUUGAAUAUUGCAUAUAUCGUGCAAAGGUUUGGUUUCUUGUAAGACACAAUGUUGCCACGUUGUUUUUAAUACAAGUUCAUAAUUUGAUAGUCUAUUUCCUACAUAUAGAAGUACUAUGGGGAAUAAUUAUAAUGUAAAAAAUGGGACUGAACGUUAUUUUUAUUAGCAAAUUAUUUAACGAUUCAUACCAGUUUGCAACGUUUGUACAAGAUGUUUUAUAAAAAGCGAAUCUCAUUCUCCGACAGUAAGUCAGUUCCUACAAAAUAUUUUUAGGCAAUUUCACAGAGAUGCUGCUAAUAGCUUUUUAGUGCGGUUGGCAGUAACAUUUACAUUAGUGUGUUCGAUGCUUUUUUUAAAGCAUCACCAAAUAUUCUACAAAUAAAUAGCACUUCUUUUCCACAUAUAACAUAUCCUUUAUUAAGUUCCUGGGAAAUUUGAAAUCUUAUUUAGGCAACAUUCUUAAAUGAAUGUAUUAAUAACAUCGAUAUCACCAUACAUACUCAUACAUCGUAUUAUCAUAUUCGCACACGAUAAGAAACUUUUAACUCUGUGCUACAAUUUUUAUUAAUUCGAAAAAUCGUAUUCAUGGCUUUUAAGCCUUGAUGUGCCAAGGUGUGCUUAUGUACUCAAGACAGAAUCUUGAGUUUGUAGUGGAAAGUUUUGCCAUGACAUGUAUUGCCAUGACAUAUCUCCCAGGAACCAGUAGUAAUAUAAUGACUAAUAGUAUAAUCAUUGACACUACUACUGUUUUGAGAGCAUAAGACACUUUUUUAAAUUAUGUUAAAUGUACAUAAAAUACUAUACAAAAUUCACUUCUUUUUAUUCAGUAAAUAAUAUUGGUGAUAUAACCAAUAUAACUUCUUAAAUAUGCAUGUUUUGUCUUGUAGCAAUAUAUGUAUAUUUUUAUCUUUAUAUAGAAAAAAGAAAUUUACUUUCGUUUAUUAGAAUCUUAACUUUAAAUCACUAAAUUUGAAAGUAUAUAGCUAUCAAAAUUUUAUUCGAAUAUGAGACCAAUUUCCACCUCACGAUUCUAUAUAAGAUGCUUGUAAAAUCAUAGCAGUUAUGAGUGCCCAUAUUGUAUAAAAUAUCUUCAUUAUUAUAUUAUUAUAGAAAUAUUAAUAAAUGCUGUUCUAUGUAUGAA